AUGCCCUGUGUGCCUGUCCUCGCUCUCCUCCUGGUCAUGCACUGGUCCCACAUUCUGGCCUGGGACAGUUUGUCUCCGUCGUGUCGCUGUGAUGAGAGGAUGAAGUGCGUCUGCUCUGGUCUCAGUGCGGUUCCUUCAGUCCCAGACCAAACCAAGACCCUGGACCUGGACUUCAAUAACAUCACAAAGAUCCACAGAGCAGACCUCAGACCACUGCGCAGACUGGAAGUUCUCAAAAUACACGCGAACAGAGUGUGUGCGAUGGACCCACAGGCCUUCUCCUCCCUGUGGAGUCUGAGAGAGCUGGACCUGUCCCAGAACCUCCUGACCUCACUGGACCACCGCUGGUUCAACAAGCUGGGGGCGCUAGAGAGUCUCAAGAUACACGGAAACCCAUACAAAAGCUUGGGCUCUCCUCCGCUUUUCCAGACCUUGUUCCGACUGCGGAGCCUGAGUUUUGGAGGGGAGUCCUUGGAGGAGAUCCACACGUCUGACUUGAAGGGGCUGGGAGGCCUGGAGCAGCUCCGUGUGGACGCCAACAACCUCAAGAGGUACGAUCCCGGGGCUCUGUCUCAAAUCUGGCCCUUGGAUCACGUGACCCUCAGCCUUCGAUCUUUGUUUCUGAUGGACCAAACUCUGGUCUCAGCGUUGAUCCGUGACGUCUCCCAUCCAGAGACUGAGGUGACUCUGGAGAACAUUUAUCUGAAGGACAACCGCUCCGCCCUGCCCUUGAGAGAGCUGGCGCAGGGGAGAGUCAGACAUGUUGCCUUCAAUAAUUUUUUUUUAACGGAUGAGACGAUGGUGAAAUUAUUGGAAGUGACCGACGGAGCACCGAUUGACACAUUUACUCUGAACAACGUCACUCUGAGCGGAGUCGGAAGAUGGGAAAAGGCGAAGUGGACCGAUCACAAAAGCCUCAACGAGUUCUUCAUAAGAGACGCGCAGAUCUUAAACAAUUUUGAUUUCACGUCAUUUCUGCCUCUGCGUUUCCUGCUGACUUAUCCACGAAAGAUCUCUGUCAUCAACACAAAGGUGUUCGUGAUGCCGUGUUUAACUUCUAUGAUUUUUAAAAACCUUGAGUACUUGGACAUGAGUGAGAACCUGCUCACAGACCCGACGCUGAGGCAGACGCUGUGUGAGGGCAUGUGUGUGUUGAGCAACCUGCGUGUGCUCAACAUCAGCGCCAACACCAUCAAGUCUCUGUCUCUGGUCAGCCGGCUGGUUUCUAGUCUGUCCAAAUUGUCUCACCUGGACGUCAGCAGGAACAGCUUCGGCCUGAUGCCUCCGACCUGUCCUUGGCCCCAGUCUUUGCGCUUCUUGAACAUCUCCAGGACUAAACUGACCAGCGCCACCACCUGUCUGCCACUGACACUACAGGUUUUAGAUCUGAGCUACAACAACCUCGAUCAACUAUAUUUGGUGCUCCCUGCCCUGAGGGAACUUCACCUGACUGGGAACAAGCUCCUGACACUGCCCCCUGGAUGGCUCUUCCCCAACCUCCAGACCUUCACCUUACAGUUGAACACAUUGAACAUCUUCAGCCCUUCAGAUCUCCAGUCUUUCCCCCGGCUCCAAAACUUCCAAGCCGGCCGCAACAAAUUCAUCUGCUCGUGCCACUUCGUUCCAUUUUUCCACUCUUUAGCCAACGACGAGACCAACGUUACUCUGUCUGAUGGCAUCGACAACUACUUCUGCGAUUCUCCCCUUCACCUGCAGGGGAAGCUUCUAUCGUCGGUGCAUCGAUCUUUCACGGAAUGCCAUCACGUAAUGUUUGUUUCCAUCUGCUGUGGACUCAUCCUGAUUUUUGUGACCUUUCUUGGAGUCAUAUUGUGGAGGGUUCAUGCAUUCUGGUACCUGAAGAUGACGUUUGUUUGGCUGAAAGCGAAGAAGCGGCGGAAGUGGAGGAAGGAGCGGGAGAAUGGAGACACGGAGGGACUUUUGGUCUCGUUUGAUGCUUUUGUGUCGUACAGCGAGAGAGACAGCGCCUGGGUGGACAACUACCUGCUGCCAGAGCUCGAGCAAACAGGGUCCUCUGCUGAGUCCAAUACAGCGUCUGUUCUAGAUUCGAGUCCCGAGUCCGAACCAGAGUUGAGGGCAGAAGCCAGAUCCGGUCCUGGUCUGGAGCCGCUGAGGCUGUGUCUGCACAGAAGGGACUUUCUUCCUGGCCGUUUCAUCAUGGACAACAUCGUCACGGCGAUCGAGUCGAGCCGAAGGACUCUGUUUAUUCUCUCUCAAAACUUUGUCAAAUCAGACUGGUGUAAGUACGAGCUGGAUUUCACACACUUCCAACUGUUGGAGGGAAACUGCAGAGAAGACGCCGCCAUCUUGGUUUUGCUGGAGCCGCUGAGUCACGACGAGAUCCCAAAACGCUUCUGUCGCCUCCAAAGUCUCCUGAGCUCCACCACGUACCUACAGUGGCCCCAGGACCCCGACCAGAGGGAGCAGAGGGACCACUUCUGGACCAGUCUAAGGCAGGCCCUGAGCCCAGAUCGAGACCUGGACUAA
Messenger RNA from Knipowitschia caucasica, 2505 nucleotides. The record is from the annotation of a GenBank genome assembly. NCBI's taxonomy places the organism in Eukaryota, Metazoa, Chordata, Actinopteri, Gobiiformes, Gobiidae.